Stegodyphus dumicola is the source of this 10895-nucleotide messenger RNA. RefSeq names its product RING finger protein unk (gene unk). The record is from RefSeq and is a predicted model, not a curated record. Gene Ontology annotation, molecular function: metal ion binding. Lineage: Eukaryota; Metazoa; Arthropoda; Arachnida; Araneae; Eresidae.
AGGCCGCAUAAAAUUGCUGCAGAGAUUGCCAGUUUGAGACUACUGAUGUAUUUGAAGGAAUUUCGCGUGGAGCAGUGUCCGCUGUUCCUGCAGCACAAAUGCACACAACAUAAACCCUUCACGUGUUUCUAUUGGCAUUUUAUGAACCAGCGUCGUCGAAGGCCUGUCAGAAGAAGAGAUGGCACUUUCAAUUAUAGUCCCGAUGUUUAUUGUUCAAAAUAUGAUGAAACAACAGGCAUAUGUCCCGAUGGAGAUGAUUGUUCCUAUCUUCAUCGCACUGCUGGAGAUACAGAAAGACGCUACCACCUUAGGUAUUAUAAAACUGGUGUCUGCGUAUAUGAUACAGAUACCAGAGGUUACUGUGUUAAAAAUGGGCCUCACUGUGCUUUUGCUCAUGGGAUCCAUGAUUUGCGAAAUCCCGUGUACGAUCUUAGGGAAUUGCAAGCCAUGGAAUCAAAUGAAGAAGGGCCGAAUGGAAUUUCUGGUCCGAAUAACUUAGAUAAGGAAAGAAAUGCUCUGAAUGAAGACCCUAAGUGGCAAGAUACCAACUAUGUUUUAGCCAAUUAUAAAACUGAACAGUGUAAAAGGCCUCCACGACUAUGCAGGCAAGGUUAUGCCUGCCCUUCUUUCCAUAACAACCGAGACAGGAGGAGGAGCCCCAAGAAAUCUAAGUAUAGGUCAACUCCAUGUCCCAAUGUUAAACAAGCAGAUGAAUGGGGAGAUCCUGCAAAUUGUGAAAAUGGUGAUAGCUGCCCAUAUUGUCAUACACGUACAGAACAACAAUUUCAUCCUGAGAUAUACAAAUCUACGAAGUGCAAUGACAUACUGCAAACAGGAUACUGUCCUCGUGGACCAUUCUGUGCUUUUGCUCAUGUAGAUAAGGAAAUUUCUGCAGUAAGAGAUCUAGGACCUGACCAUACAACAGAUUUAGCAGCAAUAUUGUCAAGUGCUCUUCCCCCAUCUACAAGCAGUCAAAAUCAACACAUUCCUGAUAGUCAAGAAGAAACAUCUGUUCAAAAAUCAGAUCAAUCUACAAGUGAACCGGAUCAACAAAAUGUAACACGUACAACAAAUUCUUUACCGGAAGUUCAGUCAUCUAAUACCCUUGAUCAUUAUACUUCCUCCAAUCACCCUUUACCUACUCCAAUUAGUAGACCACGAUCGUACAGUUCCUCGACAAAUCAUUCUGGUGAAUCAAUGCCUCAUUAUCCAAAAGCACCAGGUUCUGAAAGGGAAGAUAGAGAGGCAUGCAUACGAAGGCAGUUGCAGGCAAUAGAUGAUGAUCCCUCUUUAGAACCGCUUGAAAAAGCUCGUAGAAAACAAAGUAUUUACUUGGCUUGUGAUGUUUCGUUGAGUCAUUUAUCUGGGUCAAUGAAAACUAUGUCUCCUUUAGCUACUUCUUUCUAUCCAGCAGCUGAUACUGUAGAGUCCGUUGUUGGUAAUGCUUUAGAUGAUUUAAGUAUUGAUGAUAUAAAUGUUGAAGCAUCUUUAAAUAGGGAACUGAUAAAUGAUACUGGAAAUAGUUCUAUAUCAGGAAUUGGUGGUUCUAGUUUACUGGGAGCCUCUGCACCUGUGAAUAUUCCUUGUAGUGGUGAUAUUCAUGAUCGUGGUUUACCUAACUUAUCACCACCUGUAACUUCACCAUUAGGUUCAUUAUCUCAUAGUCUGCAGCUAGGUUCUUCAUCUUUAACACAGACUGAUCAUUCGUUAGAUAAAGCUGCAGCAGCAUUUUAUGGUCAUUCUGGGUCUUUUACUAAUUCUAAGCUUCAUUAUCCUGGUUCUAGUUUAUAUGACUUUGCUGCCCCACAGAAUAUGUCACCUUCAAAUAGAAUGGGAACGCAACAGUCUUUAGUACCAUCAAUAGGUGCAUUUAAUUCUUUAGGAUCUUCUAACUUAUCUGAAAUUCAAAGGUUAAGAGAUGAAUUUGCAACAAAUAGGUUAAAAAUGCCUUGGGAUGAUGGAACAAUACAAGCUAGAUCUGUUUAUCAAACUUAUGAAGUAUGGAAACGAGAAGCAGAAGAAGCAUCUAGAAGAGAAAGAUUAGCAGAACAACAAAGGGAUGAGGCUCUAGCUAAAGUUAGUAAUUUACAAAAAGAAUUAGAUGCUCUGACAGGUGGUCCUUUUCUUCACACAUUAACUAGGAUAUCAGAAUUAGAAACUUUACCUUUAAGUAAAUUAAAACAAUUACAAGAACAACUUAGGGAAGAUUUAGAAAAAAUAGAGAAGGUGGUAUUUUAUCAAACAGCUACAAAGUGUAUGAUAUGUGAAGAUAAAAAUCGUAGUAUUACUGUAGUGCCGUGUAGCCACUAUGUUUUGUGUAAUCAAUGUGCCCCACAUCAAAAGAACUGUCCGUACUGCCACGAAGCAAUUACUUCAUUAUCAAACGCAUCUUUAUAAGAUUAAUUGUUUUUAGGUUUUUUGAGAUUGAAACUUUUAACAUAGUUCCCCUGCUCGCUGUGACCAUCUUUUGACAAUAUAUAUUUCCAUUUGUAUAAUAUACAGCUCUGUAAAAUGAAAAGUUAUUCCAGAUUUUAUCAACUUUAUUGUUGGACAUGUGUGUGGUGACUGAAAAAAAAAGUCAUUUUAAAAUUUAUUUAUUUCUUGUGAGAACUGCAGUUUUUGUCUUCUGAUAUGUCGUUAGUUAUCAGUGACGUUGAUUUCUGCAUCAUAUGGCAUUGAGCUUAAAAUUUUGGUCUGCAAAUCAUGUGUCUAAAUGUGUUUUAAACAACAGAAAAAAAAAAAAAAAAAAAAAAAUCAAUCUACCAAGAAUUAAUAUUUUUUAAAUUUUAUUGCAUAAAAACUAAAAAACAUUAAAUCAAGUUUUAUAUCUGGGAGCCUUGAGAUGUAUAAAUGUUCUGAGCAAAGUAUUAAUUAGCUUUUUUUUAUUAAAUUUAACUUUGUAUUCAUCUUUUUUAAUUAUUAUUAUUAUUUUAUUUACAUAUUAUGUCAGUGAGCAAACAAAAUGAUGAAAUUUAGAGGUUUUAAAUUUGAACAAAAUUAAAUAUUUCUUGUUAAACUGUUUAAGCAAGCCUUAUUUUUAUGUGAACCAAAGGUUAGUUUACAGUUUUUUAAAUAAUAUAUAGUAAUUUGUCAUUUUUUAUAUUUGAAAUUUAGAUACUUACAUGUAUUGCUGUUUUAUAUUGUGGGCAUUAUAUGUGUGAAUAACCAAGUGUGUUACUCAAGCUUACCUGCAUAUUAGUUUGAUUAUGUUGAUUUCAAGAAUUUGUACUUAAAUUUUCUUAUGUUUUUAAAGCAAGAGAUGUAUCCAAACUUCUAUAUUUUGUCUUUUUCUCUUUUGUAUGAAUUUCUUAAAAUGAAUUGUUUAUUAAAAAAAAAAAGAACUUCCAUAUAUUUUCUUUUCAUAAUCUAAAUAAGUUUCCUUUUUAUCACAUUUCGCUUUUAAAAAUUUAAUGAGUUUUUUAAGGAAAGUAUAGUUUUUGAGUGGUAUAUUAUUUAUAAGGACUGACUAGUAUAAAUGGUCCUGAAAAAUGUUUAAUGAUUUAGACUUAUAUUACAUUUUAAUCUUAAUUUCCACCCAUUUUAUAGGGAUAUUAAAAAGUUUUUUGAUUUGACUAUACUAUGUUAAUAUAAAUGAUUUUUUAAUAUAGCAAUAUUAAAUGAACAAAAUAUGAAAGCUCAACUCUUUGAUCUUAUAUUUUGUUUAAUUUUAUUCAUUAUUUAAAUUAAAGUUUUAUUUCAUUUCAUUUUUUUCCUGAAAUUAUGACAUGUUUCAGAGGAGGGUGUAAUUUAUUUUAUAUAUUAUUUUGCAUUAAAAUAAGUUAUACAUUUCAAAAAUGGUGCAAAGAUCAUUGAUAAUUAAUCUGCAGUAACUACAAGAUAGAAUUUUAGAUGCUGUUUUUUCCCUCUUACAGUCCCCUGAUACAGUACUUGAAAAUAAUAUUUGAGUAUUUUGUUAUCACAUAAUUGCUAAAGUAAAACUACUAAAAUAGUAUUAUACAAAAACAUUUGGUACUAUUUACUAUUUUAAAGAAUUUUGAUAACUGAAAUUAUGUAAAAAAAAAGUUUCCAGUAAAAUGGUACAGAAUAUGCAAGAAAAUUUCUGAAAAGGAGCUUAUGAGAAAUUGCUUUGUAGGUAAAAGUACUCUCGAAAAGACAAUGUUUUGAUUAAAUAUAUAUUUCUUUAUAAAAUCAGAAAGUAAUUGCAGAAAAUUAUAAUGUAAAAGAAAUACUUACAUUAAGUUUUAAAUAUAAAAUUGUUUCUUUAUUUAACUAACAAUAGAAAUUAAUUUAUUUGGGUACAUCUCUUGUGCGAAUUCCAAAAGACAUUCCAGUGUCUGGUAAUGUGCUUUAAAAGCCAGUAAUUCAUAAUUACUGCCUCUUCUUUGCAUUAAUCUAAUUAUGAAUGCAUAUUUUGCUUAAAUGUUUACUUACUAAAAAGCUAUAGCUGCUUUGCAUAAUAUGUCUGAAUCAUGUAAAAUGGCAUCUUCAUGUAUAAUGUAAAGUUAGAUUUUUCUUGGACCAUAAUAAUUUCAUUUUGUGUUGAAUUGUAUGGAAUUAAAUAUAAAAUUGUUUAAAAAUCUGAUAUUUAUUUAGAUUUUAUAAAUCGCAAAGUUUAUUCUUUAUAUAUUUGUGAUUAUCAUAACAAAAGAGGAUUUAUAAAUGAGGUUCAGGUAGUUUGCAGGGGGGAGGCAUUGGCAUGUUGCAAAAAGCUCAUAUAGAGAGAGGAAGAAGUUUGAAUUGCUGUUUUCAAAAUAAGUUAUUUAGCAAAACAUCGUAUCAUUAAUGUUAAGUUUUUUGUUUUUUUUUUUAAUUGUAUUUUGUUUUAAAUAUCAGGUUCAUUCUAGUUCUGCCCCCCUUCCACACGAGUUUUGAAAAUAAAAUUUAAAUUAUAAUAAAAUACUACCUUCACAUAAAUUUAUGUUUGAUAUUAGAUUAUUAUUUUUUAAUGUGGUGUCAAGUUUCUAAAUAAGUCCCCCUUUUAGUUUUAAAAGCAUUCCAGUAACUGAUGUAAAUCUAGUUAUAUAUUUCUUAAAUUACCUGUACAUAAUUGAUGGUCUUAAGUUGUUUCACUUUCUCUAAAAGCGUUGGAAAGUUAUUUUUUAAUGAGUAAUCAGGAUAAAAGUAUCAAAACAAACUAUUCAAACAAAUAUUAUUGAGUAAGAAUUGACUUUCUUAUACUCAUGUUCAGUUUACCUCCCCCCCCACACAAAAUUAUUAAUAUUAUUUUUGAUAAGGAUCUCAUAUGUAUUCUUCAUAUGAUUAUGCCUGUACAUUAUAAGUUCAGAAAACAUUGCAAAAAUUGCUUUCACUACUCUUGUUAGUAAAUAUGUAUUGUAAAAUUAUUUUUAUUCGUAAAAUUUUUACCAGCUGUGAAUGAAAGUAUGAUAAAAAUUAGUCUUGAAAUUAAUUUCUGUUAUUGAAUAGCUUUCAUUGCUCUUGUCAUUUUUUCAUGUUGAAGAAAGUAGUAGAUAUUUAGUCAAACUUAUCAGUUAUUGAAAUGUUUAUAAUAAUAAUCAUUAAUUGAAAUGUGAUCGUAUUCAUAUUAACAGUCUUUUUCUAUAAGCAAAACAAAAGGUUAUAUUUUAUAGUAAUAUUUUCUUUUUUUUCUCAUCCCAUUAAACUAAGCUAUGUAUUAUAUGAAGUGAGAUUUUGAAGUCUCAGGGGAUGCUAUUUUGUUAUGGAUAUGAAAGAAUGUUACCUGUGAGUGAGCAUACUUGCUUUGUAUAUAUUUCCAUAUUACACAAAUUUUUCAUUAGUAGAUUUUGUUUAUAAGUAUUUUAAACUUUAGAUAUAUGGAGACAAUGUACAGUGAAAAGUAGCUGUAAAUGUUUAUAAAGCACACUAAGUAAUAAUAGUUACAAAUUAGAAAAUUUUUAAAUGUUGAGCUCAUAGGAGCAUGCUGGUAAAUUUUAUUAUGCGAGCCUAGUGAAGUGUAUUGAGGGUUGCAGAAGUAUUUUAUUUACUUUUAAUUACGAAACUUUUCUCCCUUUCAUUACAGAAAAGAAUUAUUUCUGUAAAAGGAAUUUGACGCUAUUAGUUUCUAAGCAAACUGCAUGUAUGGAAAUUUUUUAUAUAUUGUAAAGUUACAAUCUGCUAUUUAUUAAGUCUUUAAUUCACUGUAAUUAUAUUCUUUACAAAUGUAGUUAGUUACAAAGGGAAUUAUGUAAUGUGCAGGUGUUAUUACUGAUAUUUCAACACUGCCCGACAUUUAUAAUUCAUCUGCACCAUUGUAAUAACUGGUGAUAAAUUUCAUAUUUUUAUUUUUUCACAUCAUUUCCUGGUGAUAUCUUUUGUAUGAUUCAGUAAUUUUCCCUGCACGGUGAAUGCUAUAAAGAAGUUUACGUAAUUAAAUUAUUUUCUCUGUAUUCACUUAAAUAUUGAUUUAAUAUAAAAGAUAAAUUCAUAUUUUAUAUUUACUUGGAAUCUAUGGAAAUAAUUUGAUUUUUGCAAAGUUAUUAUUUAUAUUGUAUAUGAAUAAAAAUGAAUUUUUAUUAGUAAAAAUAUUUACAGUUUUAUUAGAUAUUAAGUUUCACUAUAUAAAUAGUGUAGUGCAUAAAUGCAUGGUAUGUAACUUUAAUUUGUCAUCUCGGUUAAACCUUGCAAUGCCAAAAAAAAAAAAUUUUUUUUUUUAACUUGACUUCAGUUACCUGGAUUGCUUGUUCUUUUUUCUGAGUAUGUUAAUUUGUGUUUUGUUAAAUUUUCUAUCAGUUAAGUAUAGAAAUUUAAUUAUUUGUAACCCAUAAUAGAUGAUAUGCUUUGUUUCAACAAAAUAGCUUUUUUAUUUAGUUUUCAUGCAGAGUCGUAUGAUGUAUGUAAUUUUUUUAAAGGUUAGGAAAGGGGAAAAUAGGUUCAUUGUAUUUUGUCAAAAAAAGAAAAAGGGUGUAAUCUUGUUUUAUUGAAAUAGAGCUGUUUUGUGUAUGUGUGUGUGUAUAUAUAUAUUAUAGACAAAAAAGUAAGAAAUUUGGAAGCUAAUUCACAAUGAUAUGAACAAAAUAAAAUGAAAACUAGUGAAUUCCAAAAUUUCCAAAUAAACAUCAACUAAUUGUUUUAUUUUAUUUAUAUAUAUAUAUAUUAAUUUUACCUUCCUUCAAUUAAAAAUUGAAUUCUUCUCUUGCAUUACAAUGAAAUUAUAUUUAGUCUAUAUAAUUUUCUCGAAUAUCCAGGUAAGCUGUCAUCCAGAAACUUUAGUAUUAAAUGGCAUUAUUUAUAAAUGAAUUAUCAAAAAAAAAAAAAAAAAAAGUGCAUGUGUUAUUCUUGAAUUUUAACACUUUAUCUACAAUUAAGAAAUGAUAAUAUCCAUCUUUGGUAAAUUGUGUGGGAUACUGAGAUUAUUAGUUUACAUUUUCACACUUUAAAAGUUGCAUUUAUGGAAAUACAUAGUGACAUUUACCUUUUUUCUAUAAAAUUUUUAGUCAUUAUUGAUGCAAACCUGUGCCUCUCCCAGGUUGGUUUUUCUACUUUAAUAUAAUUUUUAUCCUCCUCUGAUAACAUUUUCACUUGGCUCAUUUUGUCAGCAUAUUCCUAUAAAUUAUAAUUUCAAGACAGUUGUUUUCAUAAUGUCUACAUAUACAUUCAACUCGGUGAACUAUUAAUUUCUUUAUAUUUAUGUUUGUGGCUGUUCAUGCUUGUGGGCAUUGCAAGCCCCAUGUUUUUUAUCACAACUGAAGUACAAAAACCUUGCAGCUAGCUGUGAAAUUGUUUACAAAAAUAAAAUAAAACGACCAAAAAAAAUUCUGCAUUCUAGUGCCAAUAAAAUAAUGCACUUCUUACUGCAGUUUAACAAACUUAAGAGGAUCAACGUGAAUUAAGAUAAUAUUGUUUGAGAUUUGGUUUGCUUUUGUGAUAAUAACCAUUUGUAUACAUUUAAUAUUUUAACUCAAAUACAGUUUUAUUUGAAACGGUAACUGAGCAAUUAUUAACUGAAAUAAGGAUUCAUUUACUUAAACAACAAAGAAAUAAAUCAUAAAAUUAAAUCUGUAUGUGAUGUCAAAGAAAACUCAAUUAAGAUGUCAGUAUUGAAAUAUUGUUGAUGUUGAUUAACUUUUAUUUUUGGAAGUGAACUUGUGUGUAUCAAAUAUAUAACCAUGUUCUAUGGAUGUAUAAAUUUUUCACUUUACUAAAAAUUAGUCAUUGUAGUUAGGCAUAAAUUAGAAAAUUGGAAUUAAAAUUUAUUAUUCAUUUAUUGUCUAAAGAAUGUAUUCAAAAAUUAGAAAUAGAGAUUUUUUUGUUUUCAUUUGUAAAAGUUGUUAUUUUUUUAAUAUAACUUGUAAAGUAUGUGUUCAGAGUACAUUUCAGAAAAGUUUUAACUCUAAUAUUUAUUUCAGUUGGUUAUUAUUGAAAUCUGUGUGUGUUGAAACUUUUCUGAUAAUUAAUUAAUUCUAUUGCAUUAUAAAGAAAGUUCGUCAUUGCAAAAGUAUGUGUUAUGAUGGUAAACUGUGCUUUCAGAAUUUCAAUACUUGUAUUUAGGCAUUCAUUUUUAAUUUUGUUUUUGUGUUUUUUAAUUGUUUCUGUUUCAGUGUAUGUGUAUUUUAUUUUUAGAUUUUAAAAUGGAAUAUUUAUAUCAUUGAAAAUUCCUUUUAUUUUAAUAUGGUAAAAGUAUUUCAAAUUUCAUUUAUACAAGUGAUUUCGCCUUCAGUUAAAACAUCUGGUGAUGAAAAUGGUUAUAUUAAUUCAAAUUUUAUGUAUAAUAAAAUAGUUGGAAACUUAAUUUGUUAUGUUACUUCAGUACAUCGGGUGCAUAUUGUAAUUAAAAGCUGUUACAAUAUUUUUACAUAAUUUUAGCUUUUAUUUAUUUAUUUAUUUUAAAGAAUUUUUUUUUGCAUAUACAGUGAAACUUGGUCAAGUGACUGCCCUUGGAACUGUAAAAACAAGAUAUUAUACCUUUUAUUGUUUUAUUCAAGGGAACAAAAUUUAUGAGACGUAAUGGUUUUUAAAUAAUAACUGCAUUGUUAAUUUUUUUAAUCUGAUAGUACAACAAUGUUAAAUGUAUUUGAAAUGUUAAAAAAAAAUGUAUGUCAUAUACAGUUUUGCAUUAUUAAAAGUGCACAAAAAUUAUCCCUUAUUUGACAUAGAUUAAAUAUUUUUAACCUUUUAUUGCAUAAUUAACUUUUUGUAAAAAUAAUACAAAUCUGAAGAAAGACUUUCUUGUACAAAAAUUUAGUAAUAAAUAGUUUGUACAUUUUUUAUCACUUCUGUAUGAUUAGAUUUUAUAUUUUUCAGUUAGAAUAAAAGCAGAUAAAAGGAUACUUCAGUCAAUUAAGUUUUUUCUCGUCAUAGAAAUAUCCUCACCGUGCUUAAUCUUAACAUUGCCAAUUUUUCCCCCACCUUUUGAUAUUGAUAGAAUUGUUUAAAGUUAUCAAUAUCUGUAAAAAAAAUUCUCGAAUAAUAUGUCUAUAACAUCAGGGCUGAUUAACAAAAUAUUCAGUAUUUAAAGUGUCUUUGAAAGUGUGUGGAACUGAACUGAAAAUGCUCUUGAAAAAUUCUACUUUUAACAACUCUAAGAAAUUGUGCUGUAUUGUCUUCAAGACGUUUUACUUUAUUUAUUCAAAUAGCAAUUUUUUAAGUAAAUUCUAUUUUUUUUUUUUUUUUUUUUUUUUUUUUCCUUCAUGGAAUUUAUUCCUGUGCAAAAUAAUUUGAUCAGUUUUGAGUUUGUAUGGGUGAAAGGUAUUAAGGUAUGAUUGAUGUAUUACCUGAAAGUAAUUUGAUAUCUGAUGUUAGUCUUUUGAAGAUCAGUUUUCACAACUGAAAAUUUAACUGUUUAUUAAUUAAUCUGUAGACAUUUUGAAUUGCAUCAUAUAACUUUUUUUUGUACUAAAGUGCUACCAAUUGAGGCAUUAUUGAUUGUAUGGACAGGAAUUUUCUUGCAGUUUAUGCAAUCGUUACAGUUUUUUAAAUUUUUUCGACAUUACUCAGUGCUGAAGAAUUAUGCACAUCUAUUACAAGUAUCGAAACAAAACUUAAGAAUAACUUAAAUGCAUAAUGAAGUUUAUUUUUUUAAUCAUCCUUUGUCUUAAAAAUAUCCAUAUAUUAAUCUGUUAAUUUUUUUAAUCUAAUUUUUGUCAGCAUUUUAAAUAAUGAAAGAGAAGUCUAGUGAUAUCAAUAAAUAAUGGAAAAGAUUAGGAAAUCCUUUUACAUAUAUGCAUAUAUAUAUAUAUAUAUAUAUAUUUUAAUACGAAAACAUAUAUAAAGGGUGUUACUUUUUCAUGUUUCGCUGUGGUUGCUUUUUCCCCCCUUUUAAAGAGCUCAGUAACUAAUUACGUGCAAAUUUUAAUUUAAAAUGUAUUUAGUAUAGGUAUGUUUUAUCUGUUUACAGAUUAAACAUAAUUUUAUAAAAUUUAUACAUAUAAUAAAAUUGCUGUUGUGAUCUAAAAUGAAGUAUUAGCUGAUUUUGAUUGCAUAAUUGUAAAUUAUUUUCAAACAAUUAUAUUGUUUGGCUGAAAAAUAAUGAAUUUAAUUGUGGAACAGGUGGAUCUAUAAGAACGUGAAAUUUCCAAGAAAUUAUUGCGAGUAGAUUUAAUUUAUAAAUUUAUUAAGUUUUGUUCCCCUUUGUUGAUCCUCUUAAGCUGAAUUUUUUAAUUUCAGUAUACUUAAGAAUUAUCUAUCAAAUUUGAAAUAAAUAUAUUUCCAGUAGUCUGUAAUGUUUCUGUGUUUAUGAAAUAUAAAAAUUUAAAUUUCAGAGUUUAUACUUUUUUUAAUAAAAUUUCAUAGUACAUUUCAUAUAUGUGAAUCUAUUUUCAGUGCAUUUCAUGUUUUAAAAGUUUUUAGUGUUCAAAAUAAAAUGUUUUAGAUAAAAUUUUACUUCUGUAUCUAUUACAGUUACAAUGGCAGAAAGGGAACUUGGGAAAUUUUUGUAGUGUCAGUGUUGUUUUCUGCAAAUUUAAUUUAUUGCUUAAGAUUAAAAGUAUAUUUUCUAAAUAAAAUUACAUUUUCAUUCA